Molecule: messenger RNA, 877 nt
Organism: Zophobas morio
Lineage: Eukaryota; Metazoa; Arthropoda; Insecta; Coleoptera; Tenebrionidae
Product: putative gustatory receptor 28b
Exons: 3
Coding region: 56-877 (273 amino acids)
Biological process (GO): sensory perception of taste; chemosensory behavior; male courtship behavior
Cellular component (GO): dendrite; neuronal cell body; axon
Source: RefSeq, a predicted model, not a curated record
CAAUAUCGAAGAUUUUACUUUCUCUAUCUUAGUAUUAGACAAAAAGUUGAGUUCUAUGGGGUUCCCUGUCGAUUAUGACGAUAUCAAGAAACAUGUGCGCCGUUUGAUCGGUUUCCUAAUAUUUAAAAUAGUUCUGCAGCAAAUUGCUUUUUGCACUCAAGGUUUUUCUUGGGACACUACAGAUUAUUUCGACUAUAUCGUUCACAACAUUCCACUCAUCAUUAUUCACGCUCUUCUAAUCCAGUGGAUCAUCUACCUCGCGAUUCUUCAUCUUCAUUUUAAAAAACUCAACACAAUUUUAAAGACAUUUUUGUAUGGUGAAUGUUGGAUGGUGGAGGAUUUUCGCCGUAAGAAAACCAAUCGAAAACACGAAUUUAUUCGUUCCUGUGGGACAAUUUACGACACGUUGUGUACGCAAAGCCGGGAAAUUAAUAGCGCCUUCGCUUCACAGAUCCUGUUCUUGAUUCCCACCGUAUUCAUCUUGAUUAUUUUCAAUUCGUUUCAAACUUGUCGCAUAAUCAAAAAAUUGAUUGGUUUCGACUGCGUAUGGGUUGUCUUUGAUAUUCUCUAUUUUGUGAUUUUCUUAGAACUCGUUGUUCCAUGUGUCGUAGUUCGAGAAGAAUCCGAGAAGUUCGCAGAUACUUUGCACAAAAUUAACGACAACGCAAUCGACGAUGCGGUAAAUAAGUCCACUGCCAAUGGGAAAAAACCGAUGCUAUUGUUACCUUUACAGAUUAAUCUAUUGAUUCUACAAAGUUAUCACCAGAAAAUCGAAUUUUCUGCUUGUGGUGUCUUCCCACUUGACGGCACGUUGAUUUAUACGAUUCUUGGAGCUCUGACAACUUACCUUGUCAUUUUAUUACAAUUUGAUUUGUAA